Diatraea saccharalis (sugarcane borer) is the source of this 1004-nucleotide messenger RNA. The record is from the annotation of a GenBank genome assembly. NCBI's taxonomy places the organism in Eukaryota, Metazoa, Arthropoda, Insecta, Lepidoptera, Crambidae.
AGAGAAUUCAACUCGAGUGGGUUCGAGUUACGCCUAACUCGAGUUGGCAUCGCUAGUUGACAGCACCGGUUGGUAUACUAUCGAGAUCGAGAUAUGACAUGAAGCGAUAAUUACUUAAUUCACAUUUCAAGAGACCGUUUUAUUAAUUACUGUGAUAUGUAAAUCUACAUGGAGUUUUUUAACAAAAAUGGAUUGUUCUUUUGUAGACAUCACUACUGAAUUUCUCGCUGUUGCAUUUCAUACAAUUUUGUAUUAUUCUCAUAUUUAUCCCAACAGUAUUUUUGAAACGAGACGAAAAUAUAAUGUUGUUGUAUACAAUUGUAUUCAUCCCGAAGUGAGCCAGUACAUAAGUUUAUGUCUGAAGUCUGUAAGAGAAUGUCUCAAGAGUGGACAAUUGAGACGUGUAGUUUUUGCUAUUACAAACGAUGCUUAUGAACCAGUGAUAAAAUUUGUCUUUGAUGUUUUUAAGUCUGAUCAUUUUGAUGAAACAAAUGAUGCAUAUUUAAUUCAGACUGAGCAAAAUUUACGAGCAUUUUGUCUUCACUUAUCAUCGAAUGUUGACAAAUUAAAAUGUUUACCAGAUGAUUGCAGUUUUACUGUUUAUAUCCAUACAAAUGAAACUAUGGCAGUAUCUUUAUCUGUGGCUCCAGACUCUGAAGAAUUUCCUUUAGUUGAAAUUUGUGAAAUUAACAAGGAGAAUGAAGCUAUAAUUCCAUUAAGAAGUUUUAGUAUCAGAAAUCAUUCUAUAGAAAGUUAUAUUGAACUCUAAUGUUUUUUGUUUAGAUCAGUGUAGUAUCAAAAAGAAAAAGAAAUAUAUAUAUAUAUAUAUAACUCAAAAAAAGUUUAAACAAAAGUAAAAAUAAGAAAAAACUUAUGCUUUAUCAAAUUCUAUUAAAAAGGUUUUAUAAUAUUUUGGUUUUUAUUGUAGAUAAGAAAUACUUUAAAUAUAACAAAUUAAUAUAGAAUUUUGUGGAAAGGUUACCUGUCAGUAAUAAUAACCCACA